Molecule: messenger RNA, 1441 nt
Organism: Pungitius pungitius (ninespine stickleback)
Lineage: Eukaryota; Metazoa; Chordata; Actinopteri; Perciformes; Gasterosteidae
Product: gastrula zinc finger protein XlCGF8.2DB-like
Exons: 1
Coding region: 6-992 (328 amino acids)
Biological process (GO): regulation of transcription by RNA polymerase II
Cellular component (GO): nucleus
Molecular function (GO): DNA-binding transcription factor activity, RNA polymerase II-specific
Source: RefSeq, a predicted model, not a curated record
AUGAAAUGGACUGUGAGCGUUUUGUGGGACCAGAACCAAACAUCUCCCAUGAAUCUGACAGCAAAGAUCAGAAAGGAGUAAAACGUAGUUUAACAUCAACCAAGGAGCCACAACAGCAGAUUCUGGCUCCUCCAGGUGAGAAGCCAUUUUUGUGCAAAACAUGUGGAAAAUAUUUAAAAUGUAGUCAAAGCUUAAAAUUACACAUGAGAGUUCACACUGGGGAAAGACUGUAUUCUUGCAUCACAUGUGACAAAACAUUCACUAGUGCAUCAAGUUUGAAGUCUCACACAAGAAUCCAUACUGGGGAGAAGUCACAUUCUUGCAACACCUGUGGGAAAACAUUCACUCAAAAAUCUUAUUUGAAUUCUCAUAAAAGAGUCCACAGUGAUGAGAAACCAUUUUCUUGCCAAACUUGUGGAAAAUAUUUCAAAUGUAGUAAAAGCUUAAAAAUACACAUGAGAGUUCACACUGGGGAAAGGCCGUAUCCAUGCACCACAUGUGGGAAAACAUUCACUUGUACAUCAAAUUUGAAGUGUCAUACAAGAAUCCAUACUGGGGAGAAGCCAUAUUCCUGCAUCACCUGUGGCAAAACAUUCACUCGGCCAGAACAUUUGAAGAAUCACACAAGAAUCCAUACUGGGGAGAAGCCAUUUUCCUGCAUCACCUGUGGCAAAACAUUCACUAAUGCAUCACAUUUGAAGGAUCAUACAAGAAUCCAUACUGGGGAGAAGCCAUAUUCCUGCAUCACCUGUGGGAAAACAUUCACUCAGAGAGGAUAUUUGAAGACUCAUACAAGAAUCCAUACUGGGGAAAGGCCAUUUUCAUGCACCACUUGUGGGAAAAAAUUCCCUCGUGCAUCAAUUUUGAAGUAUCAUACAAAAAUCCAUACUGGGGAGAAGCCAUAUUCCUGUACAAUAUGUGAAAGUGUUUUUAGAUUUUCUAGUAACUUAUUUGUCCACAUGAGAAGAAGCCACAAGGAUGAAAAGUCAUAAAUUCAACUCCUGUGAUGAAAUAUUCUGAGCAAUUGUUAAAAUAGAUUGGGAGUUGACGCUUUGGAACAGAACACGAAUGCUGCAUUUGGGGAAAGUUUUUUUCAUGAUUCUGACGUACAAAACCAUCCAGCCAAACCCCGACUGGAUGAGCGUUAACUUAUUAAAUGAUUACUUGUAGAUUUUUCCAAUAAAACAAGAUUGUAACAUCUCAUUUAGACAGUUCUUCAGCAACAAAAUAGGAUAUUGUUGCAUUUAUCUCUUUUUUUCUUCAAUGUAACUUGUUACUUAAAUGUUUUCGGGGAAUUUACUGUAAUCCCCCAAAUCUUUGUUGCACAUUGAACAUAUCCUGCUAAUGUUUAACCUUUUUUAUACAUAAAUAUUUGUCUGUGGAUCUAAUUGUCAAACUGAAAAAAUGUCCUGCAAAUAAAAAUGAUUGGUCUCUUAAACUG